Messenger RNA from Punica granatum (pomegranate), 2570 nucleotides. The record is from RefSeq and is a predicted model, not a curated record. Lineage: Eukaryota; Viridiplantae; Streptophyta; Magnoliopsida; Myrtales; Lythraceae.
CUCUCUCGCCGUCCCUGCACGCAGGGCACUCAACGAAUCUCCGGUACCUGUUUGGUUACUCGCCGUUUACUAUUUUAAUCGGCGAUGCCAUUCCUAAAUUCAGAUGUUCCGUUCCUUUCACAUCUAUCGUCCCUCGAACUGCUGCUAUUACGGCAUUUGCUAUCUAUGGCGUCCCCCGGAAACUUGGGAGCAUAUAACGUUAAAUAUCCUCAGCGAGAUUCUAGAACGCAAUCCCAUUUCGAUAUCUCUCCGCCCGAAUUGCGCCGCUUCGAGGUCCAUCAGCUCUUAUCCUCUUCUCCCUUUCUUUCUUUAGUCUUCUAAGCAUUAAAUUUGGUGGGUCGGGGCUUGUUGUGCUCAUUUCGCCAAGGAACUGCUCAGAAAGUUUCAGUUGAUGAUUUUACGGUGGUGUGAAAAUUUUCGAUUCUUUUAAAACUGCCGGGGAUCAAAGCGUUCGAGGUUGAGACUACAGCGAAUUGCAGCUGGUGCCGAACUGAGUUGGCGGGAGGGAAGUAAACGCGUUGAUGAUACUGGAAAGAAGGCGGGAAAUUCAACCAUGACGUUUCCGAUAUAUGAUGACAACCUGUACCUCUUGCACAUGACAAAUGACCUUGAAAAGGCAUCUCAAGAGCCGCCCACAAAUUCAGUGAAUGCUCUGAUUGCUGGCAAUGUCGAGAAAAUUCCUCCAUCAUCUGUUGUCAAGCAGCUGGCUAUAGCUCUCGAGUGGACAACUAGCAGGAAAGGGAAGAAGUUUAGUUCAAUGAAAGAUCUUCUGGCAUCAUCUACGGCUUCCUCUCCUAUCAGGGAUAGGGCAGAAAGGAGCAUCUCAGUAGUAAAAUCAUUAGUGCUUCGCGGGAAGGACGAAAGGGUUACACCAGAAUUAGGAGAUGAUGAUCAGUUUACAUUUUUGAUUCAUUCUCUCUUUGAUUCAGAAGGACAUUUUCUCAGUAGGAAGAAUGCAACCGGUUUAGAGGGGAGUGCUGCAACAGCUUUUUCAAGAGAUAUUCAUGGUGCUCCUCCUGAAAGUUUUGUUGCUAAACUAUCAGAAGUAAUUGGAUAUUUCAGGAGCCUGAAGAAAAUGGCUCUGUUUUGGUGCAGGAUAGUUGCAGAGCUUCGAAGAACUUGGUCUGAGGAGGAGCAUAUAUGUGGCAUUCCUUUGGAUGGGAUGCCAGAUCUCGAUUGCUGUCUUCUGUAUCAGCAGUUGCAGGUCAUCAAUAGUUGUAUAUCUCGAAAAAGGCGACGUCUAGUUGCCAUUGAAUCAUUAGAUUCAGCUAGUUCAAAUUCUAGAGAGUCGGCCAGUACCAAUGACACUGCUACUUUAAGUCCUAAAUUGUAUGCAAGACUAGGAACUGGGGAGCUUGUUCAGCGGCUGGGAGCAGAUCGCCAGUCUGAUGAUCUAGUCAUGUUGGAAACUGGAGAACCUAUAUAUUUUCCGAUUACCCAGGAAGGCCCAUUACUCACUGACGAUCUCAUCAAAGAGACGGAGGAAUUUGUUCUUCAGACAGGAAGUGUUGGUGCUGGUUGUUCUCAUCUCCUCUCCGACAUGCAGGCUUUUAAGGCUGCUAAUCCGGGUUGCAUCCUAGAAGACUUUGUUAGAUGGCACUCUCCUCCCGAUUGGACCGAAGCUGACGAAAGUAUCGAAGGCGAUGACUUCUUUGAUGGGACUGAUGCAUCUUCAAGAGGACUGCUAAGUAAACGGAUGCAGAAAGAAGGUAACUUGUGGCUUCACUUAUGGAAAACAGCUAAACCUAUACCAGCUGUUAAGCAAGCACCUCUAUUUGAUGAGGAUUUGGCCGUGGAAGGAACCCUGGACAUUCUGGAGUAUAUUCCACCUUUCGAGCUUUUCAAACAACUUUUUGUUUCCUUGCUUGGCGUGGGAUUUGUUGUUGCUGAAGGAACUCUUUCGGUUGAUGAGAACUUCUCAAAGCUGUUUUAUGAGUGCAAAGAUUUUGUUGUCCAUGCAUGUCAGGGGAGUAUCAAUGAGAAAGUUCAGGAUCUUUGCCAGGUGUAUGAAACAGUAGAGAGUAUGCUGCUCAAUCCUGAAGAAGUCCUGAAAGCCCUGAAGCAGCAGCCUGAGGGAGGAAGCCCCACAGAGAACGAAUCCAGGCGUCGGUUUAUCAGAAUACCGGGCCUGAGCCUUGGAGGCAAGGAGAGGCCCUGGAGAAAUCCGGAACUGAAAGAUGGGCAGGAUCCAGAAGAGAAGACCCCAAGGACCGGCCGAGUAAUUGCAAGCUUCUUCAGACGAAAGUCAUUCUGGUUCUCGAGGAAUACCCCGAAGGGCUGUGCAUCUCCUCCUAACGGUUCCGUGUCCAGAAGCGAAGUCAGUUGGUUGGUAACCUAGGUGUAUAUAACGACUAGAUCUUCUUUCCUUCAUAGAGAUGAUUGUUUGGCAAAUCUAAGGCCAUAGUUGCACCCCGACUAGGCGUUCAUUAUCUCGAAAUACUUGGCUCCUGGGUGGGCGAGCUAAGCCUUGUAUAGUAACUGUAAUUAUCCAAAUACUUGGCUCUCGAGUCAUCUGUAAUUGUAAAAUCUAAUGCAUUUAGCCUUUGUCAGCAAUGACACUGCGGGGUUCA